UUGCAAAAUCGAAGGGAGAGUCGCAAAGCAGCUACAAAACUCUUACUAAAUACACUCGCAGCUCCCUCUACACAAUCUAUUCGCGAUCUCCCUAACGAACUCAAUGAAAACGCGACGACAUAUAAUUGCAACAUUCUUAGUUAGCGGAUUGCACGCGUGACCGUUUGGCCCCGUAAUCCUUUUCGAAAAGAUCCUCUUAGUUAAUCUAGACAUGGUACAUGCAUUGAGAUUUAUGCUAAAUGUUUACCCAGCCAACGAUGUAUAAGUGUCCUUAUUAUGCAAUAUUACUUUAAAAGGAAACCUAACCUGAAAAUUGAAUGAAAGCUUGUGUAUAUGUGCGAUUUGAUCAAGCGAUAUGGAAUCAAACUUUCAAUGAAUGUCAGCAGCACACCUCACAUCGACAGGAUGUCGAAUAUCUACAACAACUCAAUGGUUCGAUUUUACCAUCAUGUGUUCUACGAUCUAUCCGAUCCUCGAACAAGAGAUUGGUUCCUCAUACCAUCACCCGUACCUGGAACUAGCAUCUUAAUCGGUUAUUUGUACUUUAUCCUGUCAUGGGGUCCAAAGCACAUGCAGCAUAGGAAACCAUAUCAAUUAAAGAAUAUUCUAGUCUGUUACAAUUUCUUACAAGUACUUCUCAGCUUCUGGCUGUUCUACGAAGGCUUGGACGCAGCUUGGCUGCGAAAAUAUAGUUGGAAAUGCCAAUCCGUCGAUUAUUCGAAUUCACCGGAAGCACUCAGGGUCGCUAGAGGCGUGUAUAUUUAUUUUCUAGCAAAGCUUUCGGAACUUUUAGACACAGUAUUCUUCGUUCUAAGGAAAAAAGAAAAUCAAAUUACGUUUCUCCAUUUAUAUCAUCAUACUGUUAUGCCAAUGGUUUCGUGGGGUGCCACUAAGUAUUAUCCGGGUGGACAUGGCACGUUUAUAGGUGUCAUUAACAGUUUCGUGCACAUAAUUAUGUACACGUAUUAUUUAUUGGCUGCUUUAUUACCUCAAUACCAAAAGUACCUAUGGUGGAAGAAAUAUAUUACAACUCUUCAAAUGGGUCAAUUCUGCCUAGCAUUUCUGCAUAGUUGUCAAUUGCUGUUUUAUGACUGCGACUAUCCAAAGUGGUCGCUCAUCUUAAUUCUACCCAACGCGGUAUUCUUCUACUUCCUGUUCUCUGAUUUCUACAAUAACGCAUACAAAUCCAAUGAGAAACAUUCAAAACUUAUACAAGACAAGGAGACCAAGAUAGCAAAGACAGUGUCAAAUGGAAGCAUGCAAUACGAAAGAAGAAAAGUUGAUUAGGCUGGAAAGAAGAAACAUGAAUAUAAAAAAUCGAAAUAUCGCCAUUUA
Apis dorsata (giant honeybee) is the source of this 1335-nucleotide messenger RNA. It is a transcript of the gene sit, whose product is annotated as elongation of very long chain fatty acids protein AAEL008004-like. Gene Ontology annotation, cellular component: endoplasmic reticulum membrane. The record is from RefSeq and is a predicted model, not a curated record. The coding region runs from base 334 to 1287 and encodes 317 amino acids. Lineage: Eukaryota; Metazoa; Arthropoda; Insecta; Hymenoptera; Apidae. Gene Ontology annotation, molecular function: fatty acid elongase activity. Gene Ontology annotation, biological process: fatty acid elongation, saturated fatty acid; very long-chain fatty acid biosynthetic process; sphingolipid biosynthetic process. The transcript is spliced from 6 exons.